CACCCUCUUCCUCCUCCCAUUCCCUGACCUCUUUCCAUCCUCCCAGGCUCAGCCCUCUCACUCCUCCAGGACAGCCUCAGUUCUUAGCCUGCGGGAGCCAGGAACCCAGGUGGGAUCAAAACUUCAGCCCCACGAUGGUGACCACAUCGCUUCAUUGGUUGCCGGCAUUGCUGCUGCUGCUGCCUGACUGGGCCCUUUGUAGCCAAGAAGACUCAGAUGCUCCUCAGAGCCUCCACAUGCUCCACAUCUCCUACUUCCCCGACCCCUCUCAUGUGAGGCACCAGGGCAACGCAUCCCUGGGGGGGCAUCUGACCCACACUCUGGAAGGCCCUGGCAGCAACAUCACCAUCCUACAGCUGCAGCCCUUGGAGGAGCCAGAGAGCUGGGCCCGCACGGAAAGCAGCCUGCAGCUCUACCUGAGCCAGUUCCAGACCUUCGUGCGGCUGGUGCACCAGGAGCGCAAGGGCAGUGUCUCCUUUCCUCUCACCAUCCGCUGCUUCCUGGGCUGUGAGCUUCCUCCGGGGGGCUCCAGUGCCCAUGUGUUCUUCAAUGUGGACUUGAAUGGGAGUUCCUUUGUGAGUUUCCAGCCAGAAACAGCCUUGUGGGUGGCAAGUCCCCAGGCCCCCUUAAGAGUGGUCACCUACACCCUCCAGCAGCUCAAUGCCUACAACCGUACUCGGUACGAACUGCAGGAAUUCCUGCAGGAUACCUGUGUGAAGUAUGUGGAGAAGCACAUAGCCAUGACAAACAGUCAAGGGAGCCAAACAGGCCGCUCCUACACUUCGCUGGUCCUGGGUGUCCUGAUGGGCUGUUUCAUCAUUGCUGGUGUGGCGGUGGGCAUCUUCCUGUGCACAGGUGGACGGCGCUGUUAAUUACACCCAAGUCCUUUCUUAAGAAAGGGCUGGAUUGACAGGGGCUGGCAAGAGAAAGGUCUCAGCUCACAGAAAGCCAGACUCUACAAUUGAAACCCCUAUUACGAAAAGGCUUGAAGUGAAAGCUCCUUUUGCCUCCCAGAUCUGCUCACCAAGAGUUUGGGAGAGGAGACCUAGGGAUGCUAGGUAGACCAAGAAACUUGGUUUGCUAAGAACCUAAGAACUCUGUAUGUGUUGUUGAAUUGGCUUGAGAACGGAAUGCUUACCUAUUUUUGUGGAAACCAUGGUGAAGGCGAAUCACGGGGCACUUACAAAGACAGAAUUACGUGAAGCAUUCAAAGCAUAUAACAGUAAUAAUAAUAAACUAAGUUGUUCACAGCCAAAAUAAACAACACUGGGUACUUCCAUAUGUGUUUGAGUUAAGAGGUGAUGCUGGUAUGAUUUGGCGGAUAA
Molecule: messenger RNA, 1325 nt
Organism: Perognathus longimembris pacificus (Pacific pocket mouse)
Lineage: Eukaryota; Metazoa; Chordata; Mammalia; Rodentia; Heteromyidae
Gene: Procr
Product: protein C receptor
Exons: 4
Coding region: 135-872 (245 amino acids)
Biological process (GO): negative regulation of coagulation
Molecular function (GO): signaling receptor activity
Source: RefSeq, a predicted model, not a curated record